UCCUGAAUUCAAGCCAACUGGUCACAUUUGCCAUUAGUCACUUUUUUACACAAUAAACGUAAAUUAAUCAAGUUACUAGUUCUUUUUGCCGUUUAAAGCAAGACAGAAGAAAGUAUAGCAGCGAGAAAGAUAUUAAGAAAUCGGGAUAAUCAUUUCCGAAGGCAAUAGCAACUCGAAAACCUUUUUUUAGGCGGCGUGACGCACCGAAAAUCGAUUGGACAGGAAAAACAAUAGGGGAAACCAGACAAAGAUUGUACUGAUUUAGAUUUUAUUGACCCCGAAGCAGCGGAGAUUGUUUUUAGGUAGCUGCGCGUUUGUUUGGUCAUAAAGAUGGGAAUCUUUGGGCAGUCGUCGCCAUUCGAUGCCGAUGUGGAAAAAGCCACCAGUGAGACCAACACCAAUGAUAACUGGUCUUUGAUCCUGGAUGUGUGUGAUAAGGUUACUACUAAUCCCCGUUUGGCAAAAGAUUGCUUGAAAGCGGUAAUGCGCCGAAUGGGACACACCGAUCCUCAUGUGGUGAUGCAGGCUAUUACUCUACUGGAUGCUUUGUCCAACAACUGCGGAAAACCUCUUCACCUAGAGGUGGCUUCCAGGGAUUUCGAGACCGAGUUCCGUCGACUGUUGGCCAAAGCACAACCCAAGGUUUCCGUGAAAAUGCGACAAGUGCUCAAGAACUGGGCUGAAAACGACUACAAGAACGACCGGGAGUUGGACUUGAUACCCGCUCUCUAUGCCACGCUGCGCCAAGAGGGCUACGACUUCAAGAACCUAGGCGAUAAGGCCAGCAAGACGGUCGCUGAGAAGGCAGCCGCCCUUCCCAAGGAUCCGAAUGUGGUGAGCAGCCAGCAGGAGGAGGACGACAUUGCCAAGGCCAUCGAAUUGUCGCUGAAGGAGAACAAGGGCAGUCCGAAAACGGGAAGUGCUGCUAGUGCCGGUACCACCAGUGCCUAUCCUUCGUUGUAUCCCUCUUUCGGUGGCGCUGGAACCUCCAGUGCACCCGAGGCAAACCCCACUCCUGCUCCGGAACCGAGAAAGGUACGCGCCCUGUACGACUUCGAGGCGGCGGAGGAGAACGAACUGACCUUCUUUUCGGGCGAGAUCAUCCAUGUGCUGGACGACAGCGAUCCCAACUGGUGGAAGGGCUACAAUCAGCGCGGCGAGGGUCUCUUCCCCUCGAACUUUGUCACUGCCGAUCUGUCUGUGGAUCCCGAGCGCCUGGACAUCAAUCAGCAGCAUAAGACAGCCGCUGCCGGAGGGCAAAAGGAACUGGACUCCGCUGCGGCGCUGCAGCAAAAGACUGAAGCGGCAGCUGCUGCCGCCGCUGCUCAGCCCGUGCAGAUCGACGAGUCGAAGAUCGAUCGACUGCUGCAUCUGCUGCACGAGGCCAAUCCCGAGGAUCCCUCGCAAGAUAGUGAUGAGAUGCUGCAACUGGAGCAGGAGGUCCACCAGAUGGGUCCGCUGAUUGAUGCGGAGUUGGAGCGAGUGGAUCGCAAGCACGCCCAGUUGACGCAACUGUCCAGUGACCUCGUGGAUGCCAUUAAUCUCUACCAUACCUUGAUGCGCGACGAUCGUGUGGCGGCUGGUCAGUUCGCCGCUGCUGGUGGAUUCAUGCCCGGACUGGCUGGCUUUCCGGGUGCCGCUCUGUACGGAGCUCCAGGUUAUCCCGCAGCUGGUGGCUUUCCUCCGGCCCAAAACUAUCCGGGAAUGCAUUCGCUGCCCUAUGGCGCCGUUCAAAAUCCUCCCGCUGGUGCUCCAUCGCAGGCCCCUGGAGCUCCCGGUGGCUAUCUGGGUCAACCGCAGAGUCAAGUGCCACUGCCCUAUCAGAAUGGACAUGCGGCACAGAUGAAUUCGCUGCCACCUCAUUUGGCUCAGCCGGCUGCCCCUGGACAAGUUCCCCAAUCUAUUUACAACUCUCAGCCCACUCCUGUGACCACCCAGCAGCAGCAGCAGCAGCAACCGCUGGCCCAGCCAACACCACAGCAUCCCCAGCAGGCACCGCAGCAUCCCCAGAACAGCUACCACAUCGACCCCCAGUCGCAGUACGCGCAAGUUCCGCCCGCAGUAACGCAACUCCAGCAGUCGCAACAGCCGCCAGCUCCCCACGUUUACAUGUCGCCGCAGCACCAGCAGCCGCCGCCUCCGCAGGGAUACCAACCAGGACCAAAUCUGUAUGCGCCAAACGGAUCGCCGGCCGUCAAUCCGCAAAGUUACAUGUCGCCACAGCCGCCGCAGCAUCAGCAGCCCCAGGCACCGCAGCAGCACCCACCACACGAUCAGUUUAGUCAGCUGCACCAGCAAAUGGCGGCCAUGUCGAUGGCCGGAGGCCCGCCCGUUGGCGCUCCUGGCUACCACAUGCAGAACGAUGCUGUCAAGAACAACAUUCCAAUCUACCAGCAGCAGCGGUAAAACCGCUGGAUUUAAAUAGAGCCCUUCACCUGGUUUGCUUAGUUUGCCCAAACCGAACUAUGUGUCCUAAUUUGUCGAAAAAGAUGCAAAAUGUAUGUUAAUUUCGGAUAACUUUCUCAUGAACGGAAGUUGUCACAUCUCUACUUUGUAUAUUUAAUGAGGGGCAAACAAAAAGCAAUUUUCAGGAACCAAAAAUUUUGUUAAUCCUUUAAAAAGAAUGAAAGAAGCCAAAUUAAUUUAAAAAGUGUACCCUCACAUUUUUCGUUUUUUAUUUGUAAUAACAUUUGAUUUUGGCCAAAACGUUUUGCAUCCAAACAAUGUAUUUUUAUGGAAGAAAGGGAAACGAGUCAAAAACGAUAUAUACCAUAUAAAUAUUCUAUAUUCAACGCCCUGUAUAACUUUGUAUUUAGUGAAGGAGAGAUAACUAUUAUGUAUUAUGUUUAUUGUACGGUUUAUGAUAUGAUAAAAAUAACGAAACGAAUCACAUUCAUUAAAAUCAUAAAAAUAUACUAAGAAA
Molecule: messenger RNA, 2923 nt
Organism: Drosophila ficusphila
Lineage: Eukaryota; Metazoa; Arthropoda; Insecta; Diptera; Drosophilidae
Gene: Stam
Product: signal transducing adapter molecule 1
Exons: 4
Coding region: 331-2406 (691 amino acids)
Biological process (GO): protein transport to vacuole involved in ubiquitin-dependent protein catabolic process via the multivesicular body sorting pathway
Cellular component (GO): ESCRT-0 complex
Molecular function (GO): ubiquitin binding; phosphatidylinositol binding
Source: RefSeq, a predicted model, not a curated record